GAGCGCAGCUGAGGCCGCGUCGUCCGCCAGGAGUGUUUACGCAGCAGCUCCGUGCGUGUACUUCUGUUCUGUCCUCGCUUGGUUGCCACAGGCGCUGGUCGGCAUCUGUUUGGCAGGAGGCGAAAGCUGUAGGAAUUUCUACUACAGCGGAUCAAGCUUCCUCCCCGCUCCUCCUCCUUCAAAUCUUCAGACCUCCUGGGAUUAGUUGGUUCAUUUGGACGGACAUGGCCGAUACUUUAAGGAGAUUGACCCACACAUCUUCAUUCACCGUCUUACAGGACAAACUUGAGAGCUGGCACAGAGACUACCAUGUGUUUUCCUGUGACCAGAAUCUGGACAGAUGUUGUGAGCUGAUUGAACUCACUGCCAGGAUCCAAGGCCAGCUGUUUGCCAUCCUAAACCGCGCUGCAGCUGAGGGCGGUCACUAUGCUGGCGCUGACACUCUCAAAACGCGCCUCCUGCCUUGGCUUGGAAACUGUUUCUCCGUUUGGAGGCCCUCUGUCACAGACGACAGCGAUCUGCAGCUCCUCCAGGAUUCAGCAGAGAAGGACAGAAAGAUCAGGGAGCUCUCUUUCUCCCAUGAGAGCGACAUGCAGAAUAUGGAGGCUCGGCUGAGCUCCACCCGCCUCCAGCUGGAGUCGGUCACCGCAGAACUCAUGGAUGCUCAGAAGGAGCUGGACGACACAAAGAGCAAGUCGACGACCACCCUACUCGCCACCGAGGACGAAAUCUUGCAGCUAAAAGCAGAUUUGCGUUGUGCAAACGAGCAGGUGGAGAUCUACAGGAGGAAGCUGGAGGCUCUGGGUGACUACGAGCGACAAAUUCAGCUGUUGAAGGAUGAAGUGUCUUAUCUGAACUCCGAGAAGGCCAUGCUGCAAGAGAGGUUGGUCAGAAGCCGCUCUCCGAGCCCUCUGCCCAGGCUCAGCCGAUCAUCCAGCCCGCUGAGGAGCGAGUCGCCCACCAGAGCCCAGCUCACCAACUCCUCGCGCCACGCUCGCCUCGUCUCACGUUUUGGGGAUCUGUACGCCGUGGAGCGCCUGGAGGCACAGAGCCUGCUUCGACGCUACAUCCCAGACUUGGAGAUGGUCCAGAGAAUUAUCUUCAUCGCGGCCAUGGAGUCCUUCCAACGAGCAAAGCUGGCCUACCGUCAGUUCAAGCUGCGAGUGAGAAAGACUUUGUCCGCUUCCCACUUUGGUCCAGAGAGUCUGGAGGACGCCGCCGUGGACUACAUCGUCAGAAACCUGGACCUCUAUGAUGUUCAAAGCAGUGUCAACGACGUGAUCAACGCUAUGAACGUGAACCGCCUGAUCUCCUACCCUCCAGAUGUGGACUUCAGUCUCAUCAGUCCCCUGAUCAGAGAGACCUGCCGGGUGGCUUUUGCCAUGCAGACACUGGAUCCACCUCUUGACUUGGCCUUUGCCAGUGAUGGCGAACUAUACAACGACACCAAGUACCGUCGCAGCUUUGACUCUGAGUUCACUGCUCCUCUGGUCGGCUACCACGUGUGGCCUGCCUUGGUGGAAGGAAACACGGUAGUAGUCAAAGGCGAGGCUGUGACCAGAAGAGCAGCACCUUGGAGCAGAAGCAGGAGCCGAAGUGCCAGCCCUGUACGCUCCCGGUCACUCAGCCCGUCUCGCAGUCUUAGAUUUAACAGCAAAAGAAGCCUGUCUCCUGACCGCCUCACUGCCAGUCACCUGUAAGCGCUCGCCUCAUUGGUCAGCGGUGAUGUCCACCUGCGCUUCCUGCUUGUGAAAUAAACUCUUAGGGAUCG
Messenger RNA from Fundulus heteroclitus (mummichog), 1771 nucleotides. It is a transcript of the gene spata18, whose product is annotated as spermatogenesis associated 18. The coding region runs from base 225 to 1700 and encodes 491 amino acids. Lineage: Eukaryota; Metazoa; Chordata; Actinopteri; Cyprinodontiformes; Fundulidae. Gene Ontology annotation, biological process: mitophagy by internal vacuole formation; mitochondrial protein catabolic process. Gene Ontology annotation, cellular component: mitochondrial outer membrane. The record is from RefSeq and is a predicted model, not a curated record. The transcript has 12 exons.